GGAGAAAGAUGGUAGGGGCGGGGGGGGAGGAGGAGGGUUGUGCUAGAGAAGAAGUAGAGCUGAAAUGAGAAUAAAAACUGGGAAGGACAAUAAAGUGAGAAGGCAGGUGGAAGAAUGUGUGUGUGUUUGUGUGCGCAGUAUCUGAGCUGCAGUGGCAGGACUCUCUGUGCCGCUGCUCACUGCAGCUGGAGCAGCCGGGGAGACUGCUGUUUCGGAUGCGGACAGGAUGGGUGCCAUCGAGUGGGACUGUGCGGGGACAGAGUAUAGCCUCCUCUGUGUAUGUAUGUUAUAGCUGUGUGACGUGCACUAGGUCUGAGUGUAGAACAGUUCAUGGUCAGUGAUAGAUGUUCAGUCUGCUGUUGAGAUGCUGUAGUUAGAGAUAUUUAAGUCAGAUCUGUAAAGUCUGGCUUUACAACAUCCAAUCAGCUAUCAGUCAGUGGGGGCUGUAACUGUGUAACAUCGGGGGGUAAUUCCCUGUUAGCAUCAUGGAUCCUCAGCAACCUGUUUUUACCCUGAUGAGGAGGUUUUGUACCUGUGUCACCCUGCUGCCUCUGCCAAGUCAGGACUGGUGUAAAAGUGACGACAGACUCCUGCAGGCUGUGGAGCAGAAUGAACCAGACAAAGUCUCUGCUCUCAUCGUCAAGAAAGGUCUCAGUCCAACCAAACUGGACGCUGAGGGCAAGUCAGCUUUCCAUCUGUGUGCGUCUCGAGGCCAUCUAGAAUGUCUGGAAGUAAUCAUUUCUCACGGAGCAGAUCUAAACAUCCCAGACGGUGCAGGCUUAAGUGUGCUACAUCUUGCGGCCAAAAAUGGACAGCCGGAGUGUUUGAAGAGACUUUUGCAGGAGAGAUUAGAAGUAGACUGCACCGACAGCAUUGGCAGAACACCUCUUCAUCACGCAGCUGUCAGCGGCUGCUUGUCCUGCACUGAGAUACUGUGGGAUUUUAAAGCGAAUCUGGACGUCCAGGACAACGACGGGGCCACUCCUCUGAUCUUAGCAGCACAGAUGAGCAGAGUGGAACUCUGCGUGUUCCUUCUGGGACGAGGUGCCAACGCUAACAUACAAGACAAACAAGGAAGAUCUGCACUGAUGCUGGCCUGUGAGAGUGACAGUGUUGAAACUGUGGCGGCUCUGCUGAGGGGCGGGGCCAACACGCAGCUGGUUGAUGACCUCGGACACAAAGCUGCUGACUACAGCGUCGCCACAGGCAACCAGGGUGUAGUGCGGAUGUUACGGGAUGGAGUUCCUCCAGCUGCAGAGGGCACAUGUGUGGAGCUCCCCAGUCUUACUCCCUCACCACAGCCACCAAGUCCUGCCCCCCGGGGCAAGUCUCCUGAGGCUCAGUCCCCCUCACCGUCCCCGCAGCCUCCAGAACCAUCAGCUCAGGUAGAAGAUGAGGAGGUGUUCGAGGAGAUCCGCAGACUCCGUCUGGAGAGAGGCCGUCUGCUCCAGAAAAUCAAAACUCUGGAACAGCAGCAGCAGAGCGCCGUGUCUGCCUUGGAGGAGUUGUCCCAGCUGAGACAGAGACUUGAAAAGGCGGAGGCGGAAAGGGACAAGCUGCUGGAGGAGCUGAAAGGAGGUCACGGUUUAGGGGCCAGCGACUCUGACGACAUUGAUGAAAUGCUGGACUUUCCAGAGAAGCUCCUCUCCAAGCGCUCCAGGGUGUCACCGGCUCAGGAGGAGGACGCUGACUCAGCCAGUCCUCCUCCUCCUCCUCCUCCUCCUCCUGCAGACAAUGGAAUUCUUUUGGAGCUGCGUAAACAUAUAGAGGAGCUGACGUCUCAGAACUCUGAACUGGUUCUGAAAGUGCAGAUGCUGGAGAUGUUUGAGAAGGACGACACAGACAUGCAGCCCUCCAGUCCAGACUCUGUCCCUCUAGCCCAGUAUGAGACGCUGAGGAAGGAAUUUGAAGCCCUGCAGGAGCGUCUGUCCCAGGCCAACGCCUCAGAGCAGACCUCCAGUGUGGCGGAGGAGUGUGGCGAUGACACAUCUCAGGAGGGAAACAGAAACGCAGAGCUCUCAGAGGCUUUAAAGGAGAAGCUGCGUGAGAUGGAGGAACAGUUGGCCUCCUCCAAGUCAGAACUGGAGGAGCUGAAGGAGCAGAUGCGUCUCGGGGUUCUUUCCGUGGAGUGUGCCGAGGAGGAUUCUGUUGUGGCAGGUGCUGGCACUGAAGGAGGCUCAGGAGCUGCUGCAGAGGAGGCACAGCAGCUGAGAGCAAGGGUGACAGAGCUGGAGGAGGAGCUUGCCAAAACGCAGGCUGAGGGAGGAGGUCAGAGCAGCCCGGACAGUAACACAGUCAAACAGCUGACAGAGAAAGUGAAGGAACUCCAGGCUGCACUGGCACAGAAGGAGUCUGUGAGGGAGGAGGUGCAGGGAGAGGAAAAAGACACAGACACAGUCAAGUGUCUUCGAGAUAAAGUGGCCGAGUUGGAGGCAGCCCUGGCAGAGAGAUCAGGAAAAGAAGGAGGAGGAGGAGGAGGAGGAGGAGGAGCAAACGAUGGAGAUCAGGUUCACCGUCUCCAGCAGCGGGUGGGAGAGCUCGAGAGCGAGCUCAGGAAGUGUGUGCCACGCUCCGAACUGGAGGAGGUGCAGGUGACUUUAGGGCUUCAGUGUGAGCAGCUGGCAAGGGAGAGGGCAGAUGUGGCCAGAAGGCUGAACGAUGCUCUGCUAGAGCUGGAGAGACUGAGGCCUCCAGCCAGUGGAGAUGAUGAGGAUGAUGAAGAGGAGGAGGAGCACUCAGGGGGGUCAGAGCCCUCAGUGACAUCAGACAUCUCCAGACGCACUCUGGACGUGGUGAGAGAAGAACUGGAGGUGGCGAGACAGGAAGCAGCUCAGGCUUUGGACUAUCUGUGUGCGGAACGAGAGGGGAGGGCACAGGAAGCCCUGCAGCUUAAAGAUGCAGUGCCACUUUCAAAACACAGGGAGGCGCUGUCUGCAGUGUCAGAGCAGCUGGCCCAAACACUACAGGAGCUCCAGGAGGAGAAGAAGCUUCGCACCAAAGCUGAGGAGCACGCGGCCUCCUUUGAGGCCAAACUGCUGGGCCUGAAGGACGCCGUACCGAGAGAGGAGUUUGACAAAUUAAAGUCAGAACUACAGCUCACCCUGCAGGCCAGUGAAAGUAGUGCAGUGGCAGCAAAGGACGCACUUACCGACAAGGAGCUGGAGCUGAGAGAACUGAAGUCUCAGAAGGCGGCAGAGCAGGGUCUGAUCUCCAAGGAGGACCAUGAGGCCUUGCGGCUCUCCAUGCAGGCUGAAAUCAACGCCACCACGGCUCGUUUAAAUGAUCUGACCAGAAAACAUGAGAAGACCUGCACUGAGGUGUUUCAGGUGCAGCGGGAGGCGCUCUUUAACAAAAGUGAGCGGCAGGUUGCUGAGACCCAGCUGGCUGCAGUGCAGCAGGAACUCAGGGAGCUAAAGGCGACGUCCAACCACAUCCAGGAGCUCCACAGAAACAUUCAGGAAUCUCAAGGUCUGGUCAAGGAGAAGGACCGGAAGAUAACGGAACUUUCCAAGGAAGUGUUCCGUCUGAAGGAGGCUUUAGGAGCUCUGUCGCCUCCUCUUGGCAUCACAUCCUCCUCCUUAUCAGUUUCCAGCCAUCCUGGAAACCCUGGACAACAAAUGGCCCUGCAGAACAGGGUCUCUAUACUCACCCAGCAGCUCCAGGACUGGGAGAGAAAACACAAACAGGUGGUCACAGUGUACCGCUCUCAUUUACUGGCAGCUGUGCAGGGUCGAAUGGAUGAAGAAGUGCAGGAGCUUCUUCUGCAGAUCUUGAGGAUGUCCAAACAGGGACAAUGAGCUGCAGAACAUGAAGCGGAGUUUCUCCACUGGCCAGGAAUCAAGCAACUCUACUGGGGAUAUAAUAAUAGAAAUCCCAGCUCCAACGCCAAAUACAACUGAUCUGAGAUCACACAUAGCUGCAUGCAUUCAAUACAGUAACCUAACAACCAAACUGAGCGAUGGGAAGUACAGUAUGUACCUAACUAGCUGUAAGAGUGUGAAUGUAGACGCAGGGUGUUUUUUUUUUUAGAAUAGAUAGAAUCUGAUUGUAAGAAGUGACUUGAUUUUUUUUAUAUUCUGUUGUAAUAAUAAAAAAAUGAAAAAUAA
Cynoglossus semilaevis (tongue sole) is the source of this 4106-nucleotide messenger RNA. RefSeq names its product ankyrin repeat domain 24 (gene ankrd24). The record is from RefSeq and is a predicted model, not a curated record. Lineage: Eukaryota; Metazoa; Chordata; Actinopteri; Pleuronectiformes; Cynoglossidae. Gene Ontology annotation, molecular function: actin binding. Bases 486 to 3797 code for a protein of 1103 amino acids. The transcript is spliced from 21 exons.